This is a messenger RNA of Schistosoma rodhaini, 1868 nucleotides long. Lineage: Eukaryota; Metazoa; Platyhelminthes; Trematoda; Strigeidida; Schistosomatidae. The record is from the annotation of a GenBank genome assembly.
GAAAUAAUUGUGAAUGGUUAAAUAAACAAGUAAGAGAUGUCGACAAUGUAACUCCUCAGUGAUAUGCAACUACAACCCCUCCAUAGAAAGUAAAACUCAAUACUUGCGGUCUCUCACGGAAAUGUUUAACCUCUAGACGACUGAGGCUAAAUUGAUUGGUGUACAAGUGUGACUUCAGUUGGUCCACGAUAUUGCGCAUUUAUCUUCGGUUGGUACUAUCCUCACACCCAACACGGUUGAAUUCCACUGGUUGGAGUUCACUCCACUCCAAGUUUAAAGAGCACGAAGGAACGAAGAAAGCAUAUUAGUUGCGAUCAAUCAGAAGCAGGUCUUACCAAGUCAAUGUCGUGUUCUGGUUAAGGGUUAUAAUAUAUUACCAUGUCGUCGAAUUCGAUCGCUUCUGCUUGUCUUGUUAAUCUUGUCAAUGGUUUUAAUGUUUCUCAGACAACUUUCAAUGUUUUAUGAUUCUGACAUGGUACCAAUUUCAAUCAGUUUCAAUCAUUCUGGUCUAGAUUGGAAUAUUUCAUUGAAUGGUAUCCAAUCAACUUCAGAUGAUUUGAAGUUAAACCUAAGUUAUCGAGUACAUGUAUUCUAUUAUGCAUGGUACGAUGCUCCACAAAAAUUAUCAAAUCAAAAUUCAUUGAAUAAUAAUAGCUGGACACAUUGGAAUCAUCGACGUCUGAAACAUUGGAAUGCUAAAGUUGCCAGUGGUUAUUCGACGGAAUCUCAUCGUCCACCAUAUUUGUUAGCAUCAUCUUUCUAUCCAAAACUAGGUCCAUAUUCAUCAAAAGACUUAAAUAUUAUCCAUAUUCAUAUGGAAAUGAUUAGAUUUGCUGGAAUCGGUGUCUUGGUUGUGUCAUGGUAUCCAAAGGGUAUGUCAGAUGAUAAUGGAAAACCUGUGGAUGAUAUGAUAUUCCCACUAUUAAACAUAGCUAAUAAAUAUAAUAUAAAAAUUUGUUUACAUUUGGAACCAUAUAAAAAUCGUGAUGACAGUACAAUCGUUUCAGAUUUAAAGUAUAUUUAUGAAAAAGGAUACACUUCUCAUCCAGCUUAUUAUCAUAUUUUUACUAAUCAAUCUGAUGGUGGUAAAUUAUUACCCGUAGUGUACGUGUAUGAUUCUUAUACAAUAGAACCAUCAAAAUGGAAGAAAAUUCUUCAAACAAAUGAUGACGAAACAACUAUACGAAAUAAAAAUUAUAAUGUACAUAUAAUUGGUUUAUUACUUGAAAUUAAUGAUUGUCGUGUAUUAUAUGAAUCAGGAUUUAAUGGUGGUUAUACUUAUUUUGUUGGUCAUGGAAUAUCAAAAGCCAGCUCACCAGAUAUAUGGAAUAAUUUAUCAGAAGAAUGUACAAAAUAUAAUUUAACAUUCUAUCCUAGUACUGGUCCAGGUUAUCAUGAUCUAUCUGUACGUCCAUGGAAUACUGCGGCGAUUGAAUCCCGUGAAUCUGGUUUAACAUAUGUAAACCUAUUCACCAAGGGGAUCAAUGCAAAACCAACUGGCAUAGGUAUUGUAUCAUUUAAUGAAUGGCAUGAAGGUACACAAAUUGAAUCAGCAAUACCAUUUAAAUGGAUUGGUUAUUUAACAGAAUCAAGAGUUUAUAUGGAUUAUUUACCUUAUACUCCAGAGUUCUAUCUACGUUUAACACGUUUACUUGUGAAUAAAUUUGAAAGUUUUACCACAUUACCAAGAAAAUUUAAUGAAACAAAUGAUAUUGAAAUAGAACAGUUAUAUAAAUUAAUAAGACAAUCAUAAUGAGUGAAGUAUGGUAAACAAGACUAAUGUGUAUAGUAUUUUUUUUCAGUAUACUACUGAUUAAUAAAUAAGUAGUGUAAAUAUCCAUUUGUAAAAUACAUAUGUAUUUUUUUAA